Daphnia magna is the source of this 1565-nucleotide messenger RNA. RefSeq names its product peroxiredoxin-4. The record is from RefSeq and is a predicted model, not a curated record. The transcript is spliced from 9 exons. The coding region runs from base 116 to 922 and encodes 268 amino acids. Lineage: Eukaryota; Metazoa; Arthropoda; Branchiopoda; Diplostraca; Daphniidae. Gene Ontology annotation, biological process: response to oxidative stress; hydrogen peroxide catabolic process; cellular response to stress. Gene Ontology annotation, molecular function: thioredoxin peroxidase activity. Gene Ontology annotation, cellular component: cytosol; endoplasmic reticulum.
CCAUAGGAGGUAUACGAGUUUACAGGCCUUAAGCAUUAAGUAGGCCUUGCUCAGUCAGAGACCUUGUUGAGAUAGUCGCCAACAUUAUUUGACAGACGCAAUUUGUGCGGCAUCGAUGUCACGUACUCAACAGGCCCGGCUGCAUUGUUUUUCUACUGAUUGUACAAGAAAAAUUAUUGGGAAGAAGAUGGACUCGAGAGCUUUUUCGUUCGUGGCGCAAAUAACAACAUUGUUGAUUGCAGUAAGUAUUGUAAAUGGAGAUGAGUGUCAGACAUAUGCUGGUGGUGCUGUCUACCCGAGGGAAACAGGAAAAAGCAGUGGACAUUCUUUACAAUGGACAAAAGCCAUGAUAUCAAAACCAGCUCCGUUUUGGGAAGCAACAGCGGUAGUGGAUGGCUCAUUUAAAGACCUUAAAUUAACAGAUUUUAAAGGAAAAUACUUGGUUUUCUUCUUUUACCCUUUGGAUUUCACUUUUGUCUGUCCAACAGAGAUUUUGGCCUUCAAUGAUAGAAUUGAAGAAUUUCGAGCAUUAAACACUGAACUUGUGGCUUGUUCAGUGGACUCUCAUUUCACACACUUAGCAUGGGUCAAUACUCCCAAGAGAGAAGGUGGACUUGGGCCUUUGAAGAUACCAUUGCUCUCGGAUUUAUCUCACAAGAUUUCAACUGAUUAUGGAGUCUAUUUAGAAGACAUUGGUCACACACUUAGAGGUUUAUUCAUAAUUGAUGACAAGCAAACACUGAGGCAAAUCACAAUGAAUGAUCUGCCAGUAGGCAGAUCAGUUGAUGAAACGUUAAGACUGGUACAGGCGUUCCAGUAUACUGACCACCACGGCGAGGUUUGCCCAGCUGGAUGGAAGCCAGGGAGCGAUACGCUUUAUCGUUUCAGAGUGAUGGUGGGGAAUGGACGGCAAGAGCAAUGAAAGUGAAAAGUACAGUACCCGCGCUAAGUUUCACACUACUACUUUUCAGUAUAACCGAUGGUUCACUAUUAUUUGAAAAGGGAAAAAAUCAGUGGAAAAAUCAGUUCUUUUAUGAUUAAAAUUGUAUUUUUGAUUAUAAGUUUUAAGUUAAUGCAAAAAAAUUAGGAAUACAUUACCCAACGAGAACCGCUAAAAGUGCGGAAAACCACUGCGCGUUUCCAAACUGUGCACGGAGUACUGUAUCAACACGCUUGGCUAUUGCCAUAUAUUUUUAAUAGUUACCAGCUUCUGUUUUCUUCGUAUGCUUUGACAGGUGUAUGAAAACAUUACUCUUUAAAUGCAUAAAAAAUUAAAUACGAAAAAGACGACCAAUUUUCAUGCAUGUCAAUGUGAACGUAAAGUCAACAGUCCCACCACAAACCGCAUGUCCUGAAAUAUGCUCUCACUGUAUGUCGUUGCCAAUGGUUUCCUUCCAAAAGUUGACUAGGUUUUUUCCCUCUGCAUCGCGAAUGCACAAAAUAAUUCUGUUUCCGUACAUGAAUAACUGAUCUCACAGAAAUUCUACGUGUUUCUGAUGUAAUUUUUUUUUCUUUGUUGGAUGUAUUAGAUUAUUCCCCAUCCGGAAGAGAAAAAACUCUAUUUC